This is a messenger RNA of Scophthalmus maximus (turbot), 1194 nucleotides long. RefSeq lists its product as uncharacterized. The transcript is spliced from 2 exons. The record is from RefSeq and is a predicted model, not a curated record. Lineage: Eukaryota; Metazoa; Chordata; Actinopteri; Pleuronectiformes; Scophthalmidae. The coding region runs from base 1 to 1194 and encodes 397 amino acids. Gene Ontology annotation, molecular function: catalytic activity.
AUGGAUGAGCUACGACUUCGCAUCAUCCACAGCAAAAUACUUAUGGACUGUAAUGUCAUGAUCUUCACGGAAACUUGGCUAAACAACAGAGUACCGGACGAUGCUAUCAAGCUAGCCGGUCGGCACACACUCCGGGCAGACAGGACAGCAGCUGACUCCGGUAAGACCAGGGGAGGAGGGCUGUGCAUUUAUAUCAAUAAAGCUUGGUGCACAGACUCUGUCAUUGUAGGGAGACACUGCUCAGCUAACCUUGAGUUUCUCAUGGUUAAAUGUAGACCUUUCUAUCAGCCAAGGGAGCUUAGCUCCACUAUUGUAACUGCAGUCUACAUCCCCCCGGAUGCCGAUGCAAAAGCUGCUAUGAACGAACUUUACACAGCUAUCAGCAAACAACAGACUGCUCACCCGGAGGCAGCAUUUAUAGUUGCAGGUGAUUUUAAUCACUCAAACCUAAAGACAGUGCUCCCUAAAUUUCACCAGCAUGUUUCCUGCAAUACAAGAGGAAACAAAACUUUAGAUCAUGUUUACACAAACAUCGCAGGAGCCUACACCACGACCCCCCUCCCCCACCUGGGACAGUCAGACCACCUUUCUUUGUUCCUCAUCCCCAAGUACUCCCCACUCAUCCAACGUGUGAAGCCAUCAGUGACAACCAUUAAAGUGUGGCCAGCGGGGACAGACUCUUUACUUCAGGACAAGUUCCAUCAUACAGACUGGAGUAUGUUUGCUUCUCAGGCUACCUGUGGCUCUCACAGAUAUUGGCACCUACACCUCUUCUGUGCUGGACUAUAUCAACACCACCGUCGGCAGUGUUACAACAUGGAAACAGAUCACCACGUACCCAAAUCAGAAACCGUGGAUGAACAAGGAGGUGCGGCUCCUGCUGAAGGGGCAAACCUGAGGAGGGGCAUCAUCAAGGCCAAGCACUGCUACAAGCUUAAGGUAGAGGAACACUUCUCCAACUCCGACCCCAGACGCAUGUGGCAGGGCAUCCAGGCCAUCAGUGAUUAUAAACCCAGCAACUCCACCCCGAUAACCACAGAUGUCUCCUUCCUGAAUGAGCUAAAUCACUUCUAUGCUCGUUUCGAUAGAGACAACAGGGAGACGCAGACCACGACCAGACCCCCUUCAGACGACCAGCCCCUCUCACUCACCUCCUCAGACGUUCAUGCUGCACUGAGCCAGAUCAACGUUUGA